GCAAACACGUUCCCGGCGGUCUGCAGUCGAUUGAGCACGUGUUCUGUCCCUUCAACGGUCGCUUCCGCUUUGAGUACUCGGCCAAUGGUGGCAAGCAAAACUGCGACCUGGGCUUUUCCGAGAUGAGCAACUGUCCGCACGGCAACGCACUCAAUGUCAAGUUCCGCAAAUGCAACUUCCCCACGACCGACGUUCACUUCAUGUGCCUCGGCGACUGGGAGAGUCCGCGCGGUGAUAGAUAUAUCGCCUUAAUGGAUCUGCGUGAGGAGCCCGAAGCGCGUCCCAAGUACCGAUGCGGGCUCUACAAAGAGAAUCAGUACACCGGACAGUACACGGUCUCACUUUCAUCGGACUCCACUUGUGAUGCACACCUCGCCAACUCCACGGAAGGAUUCGAGUCGCUCACUCUGACGCCACUGGCCAGCAAGCGUCGACCAGCACUGGCGGAGAGCGCCAAAUGCCACUUUCCCCAAUGGACGAUUGGCAAAUGGCGGGCUAGUGAAGUGGAGAGAACUGAAUUCAUCUACAAGGAUGAGCAUAAUCAAUUUCGCACGACUCGCUCAAAGUGCAUCAUGCGCCAGAAUGAUACGCCGAAUGAGCGCUUCAUCGUGCACACCGCCACUCAAUGUGGCGAGCAGACGUACAGCUGCCUGUGGAUGAAGCGUCGAUCACCCAACAUUAUGGAGUUCAAGUUCUCCGACAAGUCGAGCACUGUCAUGAAUGAGAAGCUCUGCGAUGACCGCAACUUCAUCUCCAACAACUGGAUCACCGAAGGAAAGGAGAAAAUCGUGGCUCAGUCAACUCCGUGUCCAAUCAUGGGCGACUACACUGGUGAGGUGCCUGGUUCGAGUGGUUUGUGCGCAAAGGUCGCCUCUGACUGCAACAAUCCCGACAUAAUGUUCCACAGUGUGAGCAGCUGCGAAAAUCGAUCCCAUGUUUACGAAGAACGCGAGUAUCGCUGUCUGGGCAACUGGGAAGAGGACGGCGUUCUCUACACCUUCACCCAACGACGUGACAUGCCAGGCUACCAGUGCUUUGCCGGUAAAAUCUAUAAAAACGGUGAUGAAGCACAUAUCAAGGAAGCUGGAGAGCACAGCUGCGUGAGAGGCGAAGACCCACUUGUUUUUGGCAUGAAAAUUAUCAAGCAAGGUAAGCACAGCACACACUCACCGAUCUUGCCCACAGUGGUAGCGGCAGUGCCACUUAACAGCGAGCCAUAA
This is a messenger RNA of Rhagoletis zephyria (snowberry fruit fly), 1220 nucleotides long. The record is from RefSeq and is a predicted model, not a curated record. Lineage: Eukaryota; Metazoa; Arthropoda; Insecta; Diptera; Tephritidae.